Molecule: messenger RNA, 1247 nt
Organism: Ostreococcus lucimarinus CCE9901
Lineage: Eukaryota; Viridiplantae; Chlorophyta; Mamiellophyceae; Mamiellales; Bathycoccaceae
Exons: 1
Coding region: 270-1244 (324 amino acids)
Biological process (GO): lipoate biosynthetic process
Cellular component (GO): mitochondrion; chloroplast
Molecular function (GO): lipoate synthase activity; 4 iron, 4 sulfur cluster binding
Source: RefSeq, a predicted model, not a curated record
CCCUCGCGCGCGACGACGCGGCGCGCGCGACGGCGGCGAUGCGCGCGCGCGAAUCGCCGCCGACGACGACGGCGACGGCGCGUCUCGCGCGACGACGCGACGCGCGCGCGCGGAGACGCGCGCGCGCGACGACGCGGGCGUCGAACGAUGACGAGACGGAGCGCGCGCGGUUGGAGCGAGGCGACGCGUUCGGCGAGCUCGUCGCGCUCGCGGCGUCGAACGGGGUCGUCGUCGAGCGCAGAGUGGACGCGCGGACGGUCGCGGCGGCGAUGUGCGGACCGACGGCGACGACGGUGGCGAACGCGGGGACGGGCGGGGAAACCAUCAAGGGGCUGCCGCCCGGGUUGAAGAAACCGCCGUGGUUGCGACAGCGCGCGCCGAGCGGCGAACGGUUUGAUUAUCUCAGUGAAUCGCUCACGGGGUUGAAAUUGAACACGGUGUGCGAGGAGGCGAUGUGUCCGAACGUCGGGGAGUGCUGGAAUGGGGACACGGGGACGGCGACGGUGAUGUUGCUCGGGGAUACGUGCACGCGCGGGUGCCGAUUUUGCGCGGUGAACACGUCGCAGACGCCGCCGCCGCCGGAUGAGAAUGAGCCGGAGAACACCGCGCACGCGAUCGCGGAGUGGGGUGUGGGGUAUAUCGUGCUCACGAGCGUCGAUAGGGAUGAUAUUCCGGACGGAGGGAGCGAACACUUUGCGCGCACGGUUCGCACGUUGAAGACGAUUAAGAGUUCGGUGCUCGUCGAGGCGCUGACGCCGGAUUUCCAAGGUGAUAUGAACGCGGUGGCACACUUAGCGCGAUCGGGAUUGGACGUUUUCGCGCACAAUGUAGAGACGGUGGAGCGAUUGCAGAAGCGCGUCCGCGAUCCGCGCGCGAAUUACGAACAAUCGCUCGCGGUUUUGCGUCACGCCAAGGCGUCCAAGGAAGGCUUGGUGACGAAGACGUCCAUCAUGCUCGGUUUGGGUGAAGAAGACGAGGAGAUCAAGCAGUGUAUGCGCGCGUGCAAAGAGGCUGGCGUUGAUAUUUUCACUCUGGGACAGUACCUCCAACCGACGCCGCAGCACCUGCCCGUGAAGGAGUUUGUGACGCCGGAAAAGUUUGACUUUUGGAAGGCGUACGGGGAAGAGGUGAUCGGUUUUAGAUACGUCGCCUCGGGCCCGCUCGUGCGAAGCUCGUACAAGGCGGGCGAAUUUUUCAUAGAGAGCAUGCUUCGCAAAGACGCUCUCGAUCGCGGCGAAACGUAAGCU